AUGGCGGAGCAGCUUCAGUCGACCCCAGCCACGGAUAUCCCCCCAGGCCCACACUCAUCGCGAGUCGCUCCCAUACAGAGACUCAUCCAACAAUGGACGCCUCUGCUGCAUCCUACAAAGUCGCCUGAAGAGACGUUUCAAGAGAAGUAUAAGUUGGCGCAAGCACGUUUUUAUGAGGCGUCGGCCUUAGCAUCCGAACAAUUUAAUACAGCUAGACUGGACGCUGUUCAAUACUGUAUCAAUCAGCUUAAGGCAUUACAGGCAGAGCGCGAGGCAAACAAGGAAGAUGAAGAGAUAAAGUACCAGCAGCUGUACUGGGAGCAGCAGGAGGCUCUUGGUCUUGCGUACCUCGAUAUAAUCGGCCCGGAAAUGGGUGAGAGAAUGUUCAAGAAGUGGCGACAAGGUGCACAGUUACCUUUGAACAUUCCUGCUGCGUCAAAUGCUCUUGCUGGUUCAUCAAGCGAAGUGACAACAAACACUUCGUAUUGUACCCCAAAUUCCAGCCCUGUAAUGCAAUCCUUCCGCCUGCCGAAUCCCAGACCACAGAGCGAGUCCGAUGCAAUUCUUCCUACUGCCGAAACAUCAUUGAAUCAAGAGACACACAUGAUCGACCGACCCUCAAACGAAAGCCAACAAUCCGCGAGAGCCAAACAAAAGCGACCUGCAAAUCCCACUCAAGGGAGCCUCCCCCGCCCUCAAAAGCGUCCCCGAUCGAAUGUGCCUCAACCGCGAGGACCUCUUACCGGCGACCGAGCGAUCGACUUCGACGACGUCUACCGAGACGGCAACGCCGCGACGAAGUACAUAAUCACAGAGCACAAGGGCUUCUGGUAUAUCCUCGAGUGUAAGAAGCACAAGCUGCACUUCAUGAGCAAUAACCCCAUCCACGGAGCUCGCAGGCACUUGACCGCUGGGACACACGGCAAUCUCAACGUCAAGCAUGACGAGACAGUUCGUCUUCUCGGGACAAGAGUUCUCAACUGCGAUGCAGACAAGGCCAAGCUGAACAACCUCGCCGCACAGAGACCUAUGUACGCGCAGUAUGGGAGACCUCUCAGCAGCGUCUCAGCGGGGUCGGCGCACUCGAACGAAGGACCUCAGACACGAAGUACACAGUUCCUUCCUGGGAUCGAUCCGCAGCCUGGUGAGGUGUAUACUACCUUUUGGAAGAAGACGAAGCGAUUCUUCGCUAUUCUUGUGUUGCCGUGGGGUAGUUUUCGGCAGUUUGGCUGGGACAUGAAUCUUAUGGAUAACACGGAGCUCUUGAAAAAGAAUAUCCCUACGUGCUAUGACUAUGACCCUCUUACCGGGACGGCUGAGUGGACCGAGCAUUACCGGCCGGGGGGCAAGUAUCAUCAUAGGAGAAAAUAUCCGGUCAUGUACAUCGAUGCACCAGUCUUUCCGUGGGAUUGCGCUAUUGGGUGGGUUGCCGUCAACGAGUUCCGUGCUUAUGAUCCCAACGACGAGGGAAUUGACCAUAAGGAUAAGGUUGACGAGUUCAUCCUCCGGAUGAAGGAUCGAGACCGCUUGAGGAAUGGAGAGGAAGAUUCGGGAGAAGCAGAACAUCAAGAUGACGACUUGGCGACGGAUAAUAUCUCGGACGAGCAGCAGAGUACGGAAGUCGAGCCGCCACCGCUGGGAUCAUGCAUGCGUUUGGCGAUUGAGAUUCCAGACGAUGAUAGUGAUACUGAAGAAGGGUCGGGUAUGAUGCCUCAAUACGAUGACUGGGCCGAGGAGGAGCCACGGGUCAAGACUGAGCCGACGAACCAAGAAGGUCCGGCACAGCCCUCCGAUGCUGCUGCUGCUGCCCAAACAACUACCACCUCAGUCGGCUCAGAGACGACUAACCAGUGGAAUGGCCUUGAUCAUACACCGACUACUCCUAACCUCCACCCAGCUCUUGAUGCCAAUGGCGUCCUUCAUCCUAUAACACCAAACACUCCUACGGUCGAUAAUCCCAGUAUCCCUUCUUCUAAUGCACAUCUCAGACCCACCGAUCAGAUGUAUGAUCACUCACAGUCACCAUGCAUAAGCGGGCCCCCGGCGCGAGAGCAUCCGGUAGAUGACUCCGGUCCCCGGGCCCCGGAAGCCGUAAUGGCUCCCGGAGAUCCCCCGACAGCAAACGAACAAGCUCCAUUGGCAUCCAUGAUUGGUCACGCUGGGUUCGAGAAUUCUGCUCCGUUGAACCUGUAUGGUUAUCUAGCCCCUGGAUAUACCGCAAAUACGACGACUGCGAAUGUCGCAGGGAACAGCGAAGCGCCAUGGAUGACCCAUGCUCAAGUCGCGGCAGAGGGAGCGCGGGACCGUGAGAUUGACAUUAGGGAUAAUGCCGCCAGACGGUCUAAUUGGCGGCAUCCGUUCAUCACCGACGAUACCGAUUAA
Molecule: messenger RNA, 2382 nt
Organism: Fusarium mangiferae
Lineage: Eukaryota; Fungi; Ascomycota; Sordariomycetes; Hypocreales; Nectriaceae
Exons: 2
Coding region: 1-2382 (793 amino acids)
Source: RefSeq, a predicted model, not a curated record